UGACCAGGUGGGUAAUCAGGAGCCAACUCCAAGGAUGGUUACUUCUAUUUUUAAAAAAGUGUGUGUGGGGGGGGCACACUCUUGAACUUACAACCAUUAAAAUUCCUGCUUCCCCACUUUGUGCCUCUCUGAGCCUUGUCUCCCAAAAACAACUUUUUGUAAUAACCCAAAGGUAGGACACUGCACAGCCAGAAAGACAACACGAGCGGUCAGCGGGCAUAUGCAGCGCUUGAGUUAAGGUGGUCUCAAAGACAACUCAGGGUUAUGUUUUAAAAAGGAAGAUAAUUCAAAGGGCCAAGGCCGUUCUGUUUGUUAGAGGACAGCUAAAGGAGCAGAUGGGGAUGUGAAAAGGGAAAGGGCUUAGCGGUUCUGUGUAAACAUGCGCUCCUGCAAGACUGGAUUCCCUCUCCACACCCCUCUUCCUGAGCACAGAGGCCGCCUCACAAGCGAGUCUGGAAGGCCCUUUGUGGGUCUUCCCAGCCUGCUUCUGAGUCACACAAAAGUCCGGGAAGAAAGACUCAGCUGUGAAAAUGAGCAGAAUCCGGUGGCCUUCAGCUCCAGUGGGCCUUUCUGAAGCCAGUCAGAGGUGGCCGUCGUUCAUUUCUUUCCCGUUCUGUGAGCAGCAAGGUACUUUUGCAAGGGAAUUGGAAGAGGAAAGGUGGUUUCUGAAAUAAUUAGUUUAUUUUGAAAUGAAUAAGUCUUGGAAACAAAUAUUCAGGGCUCCCUAAGUUUUGGAUUCAUAAUCUAAAUAAUGUAGUGUCCUUUAUAAAUAGGAUUUCUUGGGAGAAAAUAAAGCAUGGUGAUUCUGCCUCUUGGCUCUCUUCCCCCAAAUACAUUGGCCUCGUGCGUAAAAGGCAGCACCCUGACUCUUGUCUGGGCUUCUCAACAACCUUGCUGAGUGAAAGAACCUUCAGAUAUGAAUUCCUAUUUCUCAAUAGUUCUCUGCUUUGGGUUACCUACUGUAAAUAAAACACAGGUUGGUUCCUCUUUCUUCAUUUUCUUUCUUGGUUCAUUAUUGUGGUUCAGAGGCCUAGAUAAAUUUAGACCAUUCUAUUUGUCAUUGGUUAUAUCUAAAGAAGUUCUUGCAGUCAAGAAAUUAAAAGACACUUGCUCCUGGCAAGGAAAGCUAUGGCAAAUCUAGACAGCAUACUAAAAAGCAGAGACGUCACCCUGCCAACAAAAGUGUGAUAGUCAAGGCAAUGGUUUUCCCAGUUGCCGUGUCUGGCUGUGAAAGUUGGACCGUAAGAAAGACUGAGCACCAAAGAAUGGAGGCCUUUGAACUCUGGUGCUGGAGAAGACUCCUACGAGUCCCUUGGACUGCAAGGCGAUCCAACCGGUCAGUCCUAGAGGAGAUCAACCCUGACUGCUCUUGAGAAGGCCAGAUCCUGAAGAGGAAACUCAAAUACUUUGGCCACUUAAUGAGAAGGAAGGACUCCCUGGAGAAGAGCCUAAUGCUGGGAACGAUGGAGGGCAAAAGAAGAAGAAGGGGACGGCAGAGAACGAGGUGGCUGGAUGGAAUCCCUGAAGCAAUCGGCAUCAGCUUAAAUGGACUCCAGAGCAUGGUAGAGGACAGGAAGGCCUGAAGGAACGUUGUCUAUGGGGUCACGAUGGGUCGGAUACGACUUCACAACUAACAACAACAACAAAGAAGCCCUGGCUCUGGCUAUGUGGAGACAAGAUCCCCUGGCUUUGGUAGUUUCUUGCCUCUGUCCCAAAGGCGGCGUUUGUGCCCCGCCAGGGAGAUCUUGUCCGAAGAGGUUUGCUGUACAGAAGAAGCUGGGAGGGUGAGAGACUGACAGUCCAGAAUUGUCUGCCCAGGAGAAGUAAUUAACCACAGCAGAGUGGACUUCUGCUGCUACAAUGGCUCUUUGGGGCAAAGUUUGUGUUGCUUGUGGAGUUCUCUUGGCAACCCCUCUACUUUGAAAAAAAGGAGAGUGUGGCUCCUCCCCCUUGUGGUUAAUCUUCCUUGUGUUCUCCCCGUGUGCAGCUUUCAUUCACAGCAGCUCUGCCAGGCCUCCACAAGCAGCUUCCUCCAGACCUUUCUCAAGGAAUGGAAUUCGGGGUUGGUGUCAAAGGCUGCAUACCUGAGCAAUUUCUGGGUGAAAACCUAUCCCAAGUACAGAGUUCUCCAAAAAGGCUGCCUGCAUUCCUCCUAAAGCGACGCAGGAAGAUCAGCCACGCUUGUGUUAAAGAGAAGGGACAGCUGAAGCUCUCCAUCCACAUGCAAGGCAGAAGGCUUAAACUUUAUGUCGUGGAAGCCAAAGGUCUAAUGGGAAAACAGUAUCGAAUGUGUGACUCCUUUAUCAAGGUGUCCAUUGUGCCAGAUACAUCACGGAAAUGCAGGCAAAAAUCCAAGACCAUUCUGGGCAGUAAAAACCCUGUCUUCCACGAGCAAUUUAUCUUCUGUUUGCAGGAGGAAGAUGAGCAAAAGCGCCUCCUUGUCACAGUCUGGAACCGACCACAGGAUUCGAGGCAGAGCAGACUCCUUGGCUGCAUGAGCUUUGGCGUGAAGACCCUGCUGGGUCCAGACAAGAAAAUUUGUGGCUGGUAUUACUUACUGGGAGAAGAUCUGGGCAGAACAAAGCACCUGAAAGUGGGCACACGGCAGCUCAAGCGAAGCCAAGAGAUGACGUUAGCCAAGCCGGCUGCCUUAUUGGGGAACCAGCAGCUGCAGCAGGACAUGGAACAGAUCAAGAUUACAAUCCCGCGUGGGAAGAAUGGGUUCGGUUUCACCAUCUGUUGUGACUCCCCUGUUCGGGUCCAAGCGGUUGAUUCUGGUGGCCCAGCAGAGAAGGCUGGCUUGCAGCAACUGGACACGGUGCUUCGGCUCAAUCAGCAGCCUGUCGAAGACUGGAAAUGCGUAGAAUUGGCCCAUGAGAUUCGGAACUGUCCCCAGGAGAUCCUCCUCCUUGUUUGGCGCAUUGUGCCGCAAGUCAAAGCCGGCCUGCAAGGGCUCCCCCGCCGCCCCUCUUGCAAAUCCACCUACGAUUUGCAGCCUCCAUCCACCCGGCGGGAGAAGAGCAGCACCGGGCGAUCGUGGCCCCCCGAGCAUCGGCAAAGCUGUCACGUGUUGUACGAUGGGAACCAUGAGUUUGCGCUCAACGGUUGGGAGCGAUACACUGAGCUUGGCAAGGCUCCCCAGCAGCACACCAUGCCUCCGCCUUCCCGACCUCCUUCCUCCAGUGGUACAGACAAGAACUACAUCAUCCUUACCCCACUUAAUCCGGGGGGCCAGUUUCUGAGGCGAGUCUGCCAGGAGAACAAAGCUCCCGGAGGCAAUGUGUGCAAAGGAGAAUCUUGUGGCAAGAAAUCCCGGCUGAUGAAGACGGUGCAGACCAUCAAGAGCCAUGGAAGCAGUCCCCAGAGCUGCCCUCUGAUGGGAUCCCAUAUCCCAUCCUCCAGUUACGGCACAUAUGUAACGCUUGCGCCCAAAGUGCUGGUUUUCCCCAUCUUCGUGCAGCCUCUGGAUCUUUGCAGCCCAGCUCGGACGCUGCUUUUAUCAGAAGAGCUGCUCCUUCACGAGACUCGAAACAAACCGACUGAGGUGACCCUCUUCGUUUAUUCAGACUUACUGCUCUUCACCCAGGAAGAGGAGCCUGGGCAAUGUAAUGUCUUUCGCAACCCGCUUUACCUGAAGGACGUGCGGCUGCAAGAGGAUUCCUCUGAAGAUUUGAAAUUCUGCAUUCUUUAUCUAGCAGAGGAGCUGGAGUGUGUGCUCAGCCUGCAGGCUCACUCCCACGAGCAGAAGACCAGGGUGUGCUGGUGUUUGAUUGAUAACAUCUUGAAGCAGCAGCCAAGAACAACUCCGACAGCCCCUCCAGCGGAAAGCAAGAUGCUUGAGCCAGAAGCUGUGAAAUUAGGGGCAGUGCCAUCUGUGGGGCAGGACGACAGCAGCUGCCUUGCCUACCCUGUGAGAGACAACUCCAUAGAGGGACUGACAGCGGAAGCUGUGGCAGAAGUCCAGGGCAUCGCGAUGGAACAGGGGAAGCAGGCCCACCACCUCGAAGGGAAGGAACAGGAAGCGCCCUGCAGCGGCUCCACUGCCUUUGCAAUCCCAAAGUUGCAGGUGGACGGUGCCUUUCAUCAAGACCUGACCUGCCUCACCAGCCUCAAGCUCAGCGGUCCAGAGGAACUGGCUGAGGAGGAGGAGGAGGAGGAGGACAGUGGUGAGGCCUAUCUGGCCAGGGGGGACAGAAAACGCUGCAGCUUGUUUGAAACGUCAGUGUGUCAGCCGGCCUGCAGCCUGAGUGUGCAGAACUCUCUGCGGCGUCGGACGCACAGUGAAGGCAGCCUGCUUCAGGAGCCCCGAGCGGGCCACUGCUUCACCUCCGACACCAGCCUGAAUUACACUGAAAUGCAAGGAUCCACCCCCGGCUGGACGCUGCCAUCUCCACAGAGCCUCAAGAAACAGCUUAUGAAGAACGGGGGCUCCAUCCACCAACUCACUCUGCUCUUUGUUGGAAACCGGAAGCAGCAGCAGGUGCUGGAUCUUGAAGGAGUUUGUGACUCAGGAGCAGCCCACAAGAUGAACAAGACAAUGGCCAAGGACGUCAAGAACCGACUGGGGCUCUUUCGGAAGCGGCACGAAGCCCUGGGGAGCCAGCCUGAGAGCAAGGCCGACAAAGGGACGAAACCUUUGCGGCCCCCUCCUGAAGAAGCUCUCAAGUGGGGAGACUCGCUGGAAAAGCUGCUGCAGCAUAAAUAUGGGGUGGCUGCCUUCCGUUCUUUCCUAUGCACUGAGUUCAGUGAGGAGAACUUGGAGUUCUGGCUGGCAUGUGAGGAAUACAAGAACAUCAAGUCCCAGUCCAAGAUGAUUGCCAAAGCCAAGAAGAUCUUCACCGAAUACAUUGCUGUCCAGUCCUGCAAAGAGGUCAAUUUGGACUCCUACACCCGGGAACACACCAAAGAGAACUUGCAAAACAUCAGCUGGGGCUGCUUUGACCUUGCCCAGAGGCGGAUCUAUGGCUUGAUGGAGAAGGACUCCUACCCCCGCUUCCUGCGCUCAGAGCUGUACUUGGACCUCAUUAACCUGAGGAAACCUAGCCCUUCACUGUAGAAGAUGCUAGGUCUCCCUCCAGGAAACUUCGGGGGAGCAGUAUGUUUACAAAUAAUUACAUUUUUGGUUAAGGGAUUGUCUGGAUAAAUAAAUCUGUCUUCCCACCCAAAGGGGCCUCGGGGUUACAGAACUAAGCAGCUUUACUAUUCCUUCUUCCCAAGAACCUGCUUUUUCCUCUGGUACGAUGAAGUCAGAGCACCCAAAGCUGCAAAGGAGCAGAUCUUCCAUCGGAUGACUGCGAAGUCCAGAGCUUUUCUUCCACCCUUCUGCUGUUUUGGAGGUGGCAGUGCGAUGCACGCAGACCCGUCUCGGGAUAUCCGUGGCUUUCAUGAAUGAGCCACAUCCUCAAAAGAGCAAGGUGGAGAGUCCCUUGCAGACUUUUCCUUUUGAAUCUUGGCAUGUCUUCUCUGGACAGAAAGCUCCCACUUAACUGUCCUUCCCAUUAGUGCAACAGGCAUGGGAUUAUCCUGCUUCUCCUCAACUGUCUGAAAGGCGUAGUCCUUGCUAAGUUUAUUUAUUGAAGCCUUCUAGUGGGAUACCGUGUCUGUGAGAAUGUCUCCCUGUUGAGUUCGUUUUAAAUUUAAGUGCAAUAUUUUUUUACUACCCUAUUGCUAUUACUUGUCUCCUGGUUUUCUCUCUGACUCUUGGAGUGUGUGUGGCAGAAUGAAUGUAAGUCAGUUCUCAGUCACUCUUGUUCCUUAUUCUUUGGCCUCUGACAUCUGCCCCAGCAGAUGUGUAAAAAGCUUACUGCAUCUUGUUGCAACAUCUUGUUGUUGAGACUGAGAAACAUCUGUACGUUUCUGUGCUGUGUCAUAAAAGGAGGUGUGAGGCAGCAGCAUGCCUGGAUUUGUAUUCAUAUCCACGUGACUGUUUGGCUCCAGAAAGACGAAAUCUCCUCCAAUGAAUCUUUUGACCAAGAGCCUGGUUUACUACUCAGGCCUAUUUCUGCAGUUUAAAAUAUUUUUAUUGUUUUGUUUUUUACUAUGUCAUGUCUGUUUAGGAUAAAUAAAGAGACAAUACAAGUUAA
This is a messenger RNA of Pantherophis guttatus, 6083 nucleotides long. The record is from RefSeq and is a predicted model, not a curated record. NCBI's taxonomy places the organism in Eukaryota, Metazoa, Chordata, Lepidosauria, Squamata, Colubridae.